CCGUUGGCGAAUUUAAAUGUUUGGGGUCCAUAUUUUUAAAAGGAGCAGGGACGGAGUUUUAAGAAACAGCUAAGAAAACUAAAAAUAUAAUUAUUUCUUAUUAUUUGGAAGUAAAGCUUUCAGGAUAGAUAAACUGAUGUUUUGUAAAUAUUGUGGGGUUUUCGUUUUUUAUCGUUAUGUCUUCGUCUAAGGAGGAUUCGUUAUCCCCAGAAGAACUUAGGAAAAGACUCUAUCGAACCUUUAAAAACAACGGAGUCCUCGAUAGACUUAAAGUGCAGCUGCGGAAUCAGCUCAUUCAGGAGUUAAAUCAUCCACUUUCAAGGGGACAAAAUCCAGGUCCAGUGCCACUAAAUGGAACAUCUGAGACACUUCUACUUUCAGCCUGCAACAGUAUGGUGGCUGAUCACCUCCGUACUUUAGGGUAUGAAUACACACUUUCUGUAUUCUGCCCCGAGAGUGGUCUGAGUAAUGACAAGAUUCUCAAGAAAGAAGACCUUCUUCGCAUUCUUAACUUAAGUCCUUCAUCAGCAAUUUUUACAUCUAUGCUAAAUAAAGAAAACAGUGAUAAAGGGUUCCUGUUCAGCCUUUUGGCAGGUCUGGCACACCAUUCAACACACAGCCUCCGCCAUGAUGUAGAUACUCAGACAACCAGCCUAGCAAGUUAUGGAGAGUCCCUUGUUGACAAGAUGAAAAUGAUUGACAAACGGUAUGAGAGCCUUGCUUUGGGUGAAGACAAAAUCUUCCCACUACAAUCAAAACUUUCAGCAUAUAAAAAAGAGAUUGAGGCACAAAAGGAAGCAGAAAUGAAAGCAAAGCUGAAACAUUUCAAAGAUGUUGAAAUCGCAAAGGUGAGGAUGGAGGAAAAAUCCAAGUUUAAUGAGGAAUUCGAAAAGCUGAAGCAAGAACUGGAGAGGACUUAUGAGAUGAAGGCAAUGGCACUGAUGGAGCGAGAGAAAAACGCCAUCGAGAGGCUGCAGAAACAGCAAGAGAUUGAAGAAAAAAACAUCUACAUGCACAGACAGUCUCUGCUGAAAGAAAUCGAAACACAACGCAGCAGAGACAAUGAGCUGAGGAUGAGAAUGGAGGCUUUUGAAAACUCUUGUCAAAUUCAUGCGGAGAAGGUGAAAGUUUCUGAAGAGUUGUUAAGGAGAAGAGAACUAGCUGUCAGGACGAUGGAGGACACGUACGACCAGAAGCUGAAGAAUGAGCUGUCCAGGUACCAGCUUGAGUUGAAGGAGGAAUUUCUUAAAAGAACAGAAAAACUCACGGAAAGUGAGAACAGAAAUAAAGUGGAAACAGCCCGAAUCCAAAAGGAGUCAGAGAUGAUUGAUGCCAGACUAGAAGAGCACCAAAGAGCAUGUGCAGAGCUGAAACGACUGCAGGUUGAGCUAGAAACCGCACAGCAGCAGAUAUCUCUACUGACUCAACAGAAAGAGCUUUUAAAGGAACGAUUGGAGAGUACAAGCGACUACUCCAGCCUGAAAAUGGAGAAAGCAGAGCUGCUGGGACAGCAGCAGCUGCUUCAGAAACAGCUGGAGGAAGCACAAGAAGAGAACAAACGGCUCCAUGCAGAAAUGAUGAAACCAUCUAAAGAAGAGCUUGCCUUGCACGCGGAGCUUAGCCGACUGAAAAACACUCGUACGCUGGAUGAAGUAGAGUUUGAGAACCAGAAACAGGUGUUGCAAGCACAGCUUCAGAGGGAGAUGGAGCAAUGUGUUUAUCUGAAAGCUCAGCUGACAGAGUGUGAGAAGAGGUCAGAAUGGAUGGCCAAACAUGUAGAGGAGAUCAAAACCCAGCUUCGCCACACACAGCAAGCUCUGGAGAAUGAAGUGCUGCGUAACCCGAAGCCCUCUCUUGUUGAUCGCUCUGUUCUGGAGCUCGGCGCUGACAAGCUGGUUCCACCAGACAUCUAUAUGGAUGGAUCUGUGCUGAGGCCCAGGGCGAGUUACCAUGAUAUUUGUGAAGCAGGUGGGCCAUCCAGAGGACACAGGUCUCCUUGGAACGAUUCUCCAGACUCCGACUUUGAGCUUGUAGCAGAAGCAAAGGCUCGAGUCCUGGAACUGCAGAAGGAAGCUGAAAGCUUAGAGGAAGCUUACAGGAAAUACCAGCAGAGGGCAGUACACACCAUUCUCUCUCCCAGGCCUCUCUCCCCACAGCAAGCCUAUUCUUCACUCUACCCCAGCUCCCUGUUUAGGAAAAAAGACUACCAGGAUUCACACAACUAUUCAAGCCACAAACCUAAGACGUUACUCAACCAACUCACUCCUCAUUAUGUUCAAUCCAAAGCUAUGGCAUCUAAUGAAACCAGAAACAUCCUGCCAGCAGUCCAUGAACAGCCUCAGGCCUUAUUUGUCUCUGACCACAGUCCAAACUCUUUAUCUGAGCCUGUGUCUCUUAAAGAGGGACAAAGGCAAAAGAAACAGUCGGUUUCAGCCAAACGGAGCCCACAAUCCUCCUCCAGAGGGAGACUUCACAAGGAACAUUCAGAAGAACCAGCUGUCUCUCUGAUGCCGUUCUCCCAGAUGCCACUGUCUGACAAACCCGCACUGUUCCGUGCCUCUGUCACGACUCCAGGUGACUCUUCUGAGCUCAGUCCGCCUCACAGCCCCCAACACAGGAGCACAGCACGGGACCAAUCUAGUCCACCGAAGGUAGAGCUUGUGUUCUCCAGCUCAGCGUCUUCCCCACAGCCGGAGAAGAUAAACCUUGAAGAUCUAACAGGAGAAUUGCAAGAGUCCGGCCACAUUCCAGAGCUUCUCCCGGACACUGCUGUCCCUCUCUCUGAGGAGGCCCCCAAAAGGCCCACCACCCCCCAACCACAGGACCUCCCAGAAGACCCGACAUACUCGCAAACUCAGGCUGUAAAAGAGACUUUAGAUAAAUCUAUCGAGGACGAAGAGGAGCAAAGGUGGGAAAGGGAGCGAAAAGAGAAAAGGGAAAAAAGGCAGAAGGAGCUACAGGAGGCCAAGGAGCGAGAGCAGCAAGAACUGGAACGUUUGGAGAAGGAGAUGCUUUUGGAAGAGGCAGUGCAAUCAGAAAAUAAAGAGGAAACAAAAGAGGAAAUAGACAUUGGGAAAGGAAAAGACAAUGAGCAAAACAAGGAAGAACCAAAAGAAGAAAAUCCACUGGAAAAAUAUAUGAAGAUGGUACUAGAAGCAAGAGAGAAGCAGCAGGAGAAAACCUCUGUAAGAGUGGAUGAAGGAGGGAUGAGCCCAGAGGAUAAGAGUUUAUUUGAAGAAAAAGAUGAAAGCAUUGCAGCAUACUCGAUGAAGGAUGAAGAUGAUGAGUUCUGGUGAGCCAUCUCAUGUGCUUAACCAACGUUCUGGAUUGUAACUUUUGAUCAACCUAUGUAUUAGACUUUUGUAAAACUUUGUUCAAUAAAACAAACAAACACACUUCAAA
Molecule: messenger RNA, 3402 nt
Organism: Cyprinodon tularosa
Lineage: Eukaryota; Metazoa; Chordata; Actinopteri; Cyprinodontiformes; Cyprinodontidae
Gene: ofd1
Product: OFD1 centriole and centriolar satellite protein
Exons: 22
Coding region: 177-3296 (1039 amino acids)
Biological process (GO): epithelial cilium movement involved in determination of left/right asymmetry
Cellular component (GO): centrosome; ciliary basal body
Molecular function (GO): protein binding
Source: RefSeq, a predicted model, not a curated record